AUGGGCGGAGUCAUAACUAAGGACUCAAAUCUCAAAGAAAAUGCGUAUUUGAAGAAGCUGAGCGGUGUGCAAACCUUUGAUGACAACGAUCCAUUUUGGAACAAACUUUUGAGCUUUAAUUUGAAAUUUGAGAAUGAUGAGUGAGUUAUUUUCAAAAGAAAAUCUUCAAAAAAGCGUUUUUAAUUUAGAGAAAUCAAUCUGGAACCAUUUUUGGACGAACACUUGCAAAAUUUGAUGUAUAACACCCAAAAAACCGGCAAUUUUUCCGCAUUCAUCAGAUUAUUCCUAAGAAGAAGCACAGAACUGCGAGAAUCAGAGCAAUGUGAGAAUAAGAUCUAUCUCUGGCAGACUUCCAACGCAUUGCUCAUCUUAAGAUAUAUCGCGAAAUUCUUGACGCAAAGGAUGACAGAAUCGGAAUUUGUGCGGAUUUUUUCAAAGGAUUCUGGAGUUCAGGAGGAUUCUGAUGAUUCAGAAAGCUCGCAGGGUUCUUCAGAAGCUCCAGAAGAAGAAUUAUAUCAAAAUACAGCUGAGGAAUUUGUCUCAGAGCUAAUUUCAAUAUUAAAUAACCUGCCAGUCACUGAAAACACGCUGGCAAUCCACGUGGAAUCGGUGAGAUGUAUUAUAACUCUUUUGAGCUCUCAAAUAUAUAAUAGCUCAAUUGUCAACACUUCAAUCAUUUUUCGAUUUUUUAUUGAUGGAUUUUGCGCCAAAAAUGCGGCGGCGCUGACAAAAACAUUGCUUUCUAAUUAUUUAUCGCAUAAUUCGGGUUAUAGUAUGGUUUUGGCGAAAGGACAGGAGAGUUUGGUGCUGGGAUUUGCUAGUGAGUUGUUUUUGGGGCGGAAAAUGAGCCUAAAAACUGAAAAUUUGAUGGAAAUCCUGGUUUUUCAGCCAAAAAUGGUGAUUUUCACUGAAAAAUGAGCCUAGAAACUCCAAAUUUAGUGAAAAUCCUGAAUUUCAAGGGAAAUUCGCCGAAUUUUGGUUGAAAAUGAGCUUAGAAUCAUGUUUUAUGACCUAGAGACUCAAAAAUUCAUGAAAAUUGUCAAAAGUGAGCCCAGAAGGUUGAUUUUGACCCCAGAAGUCCAGAAUUUCAUGAAACUCCAACUUUAUCAGCUAUAAAUCCGGGUUUUCAAUCAAAAUUUAAGCCUUGAGCUCAAAAAUCCCGAUUUUCCUCACAUUUUCAGCCAAAAUUUCGAAAUCUAAACCAUUUUCUGAAUACUAGACAUCUAGAAAUGACCAAAAUUUCAAAAAAAUUGAAAACAAAAUUGAUUUUCUAGGCUAUCUCGUUUUUCACGUUCCAAGAGAAGUACAAAAUGUUUUUUAACUGAAAAAUUCAAGUUUUCAUGUUAAAAAUCACAAAAACCUUCAAAUUUUCACUAAAAAUCCCCAUUUUUCACCAUUUUCCUCCCGAAAUCCUCAAAUUUUCUGCAGGUUCCGUAUGGUCAAUGGUUCAAAUGGCGGCGGGUCUCGAAACGACCGAGGAAUCCACCGAAAAACCGCCAAUCACCCUGGGUAAUCUCAGCGUUUUGCUGCUAUUGAAUCUGGCUUGUCAUCAACCACUAAAUGCAACAAAUCCAUUCAAAGAAACGUUGGCACUGUUCCAAAAUGCGCAAGGUACGAUGGAUUUGGGCUGAAAAUUCAUGAUUUUUGGAGCAUUUUUGAGUGAAAAUGACUGAAAUUCUUGAAUUUUGAGCAUUUUUGACUUGGAAAACAUAAUUUUUAACCAAAAAUGUAUAAUUUUGAACCUGAAAACGCUGAAAAUGAAAAUUCUACCUAAAUUUUACUGAAAUUUUUGAAUUUUGAGCAUUUUUGGCUGGAAAUCAUGAUUUUUGGAGCAUUUUGAGCCUAAGAAUGACACCAAAAAACCGUGCCGCAAAAUUGCGAAAAGUGGGCGGAGCCUAGGAUUUUUGGGGCUCAAAAUAAUGUUCUUAAUCUGAGCAAUCCCUCAUUUAGUAUCAAAUCAAAGCUCUUAACAUGAGCAAUCUUAAAAUAUAUGUAUUAUAGUAUAUUUUAAGAUUGCUCAUGUUAAGAGCUCAAAAUAAUGCUCUUAAUAUGAGCAAUAUCUUGUUUAGAUUCAAAAGAACCGUCCUAACAUGAGCAAUCCCAUUUUUACACUCAACUUGAAGCUCUUAACAUGAGCAAUGUCUUGUUUAGUAUCAAAUUGAUGCUCUUAACAUGAGAAAUCCCAUAUUUAGGCUCAAAAAAUCCCAUCUAACAUGAGCAAUCCGAAUUUUCCAGAAGUCUCAACGCUUCCAACCCAAAUCACCUCCUUCAAAAUCGACUUCAAUGGUCUCUAUGAUCGACUUUGUGCAACAGCAAAUCAAGAAUCCUCAAUGCUCUUAUUAUACAUGCUUUUACACGGCAAUUCAGGAUUUCGGAAUUAUGUUUUAUCGCGAAUUAAUCUGGAGAAUUUGGUUGUUCCGGUGUUGAGAAUACUUCACGAUGGAACUCGCGAUAAAACCAACAAUUCACACGUUUAUUUGGCACUGAUUGUUUGUUUGAUUUUGAGCGAGGAUGAGAUUUUUUGCAAAAUUAUUCAUGAAACGGUGAGAUUUUUGGGGGAAAUUUGGGGUUUUUUGAGCCAAAAUCCAUGAAUUUCGGCUGAAAAUGAGCUAUUUUUGAUCAAAAAUUGAUAAAAUUCAGGUUUCUGAGCCAAAAACGAUGAAAAAUCUUAAAUUUCUGAUGAUUUUUUGAAAAUUCUGAAUUAAACUCACAGAAAAACGUAUUGCUCAGAUUAAGAGCUCUAAUUUGAUAUAAAAUAAGGCAUUGCUCAGAUUAGUGGUCAUUUUGAGCUCAAAUAAAGCAUUGCUCAUGUUAAGAGCUCUAAUUUGAUAUGAAAUAAGGCAUUGCUCAUGUUAAGAGCUCUAAUUUGAUAUAAAAUAAGGCAUUGCUCAGGUUAUGAGCUCUAAUUUGAUAUGAAAUAAGGCAUUGCUCAUGUUAAGAGCUCUAAUUUGAUAUAAAAUAAGGCAUUGCUCAUGUUAAGAGCUUUAAUUUAAACCAAUAUUCGUCGCAUUGCUCAUAUUAACUUAAAAAUCUGAAAAUCCACAUUAUAAUUAUUGAAAAAUGCAAUUUCCAGCGAAAAAUCUGAAAAUCCAGACUGAAAAUUGCUUAAAAAUCUGAAAAUUCAACGAAAAUAUAUGAAAAUUGGUCAAAAAUGCUCAUUUUUCAUCAAUUUUCACCCGGAAAAUCACAAAAAAUCCCCAAAUUUUGGCUCAUUUCCAGAUAAUCCACAAUCCCUCCUGGUUAGAUGUCGAUUUCAGUGUCCGCGAAAUCUCGCUGGGUGGUCUGACCGCUCUGGUUUUCAUCCGAGUCAUCCAAAAAAAUGCCCUCAAAACCAAAGAUCGCUAUUUGCACACAAAUUGUUUGGCUUCACUAGCUAAUAUGAGCUCGAGCUUCAAAAAUUUGGCUCCGAUUGUUUGUCAGAAGUUGAUUAGCUUGUUGGAUGUGAGUUGGAGUACUGUAGCCUACAGUAACCGUAGCGCUCAAAAUUCCCUUCAAAAUGAGACCAAACUUGGGGUACUGUAGCCUACAGUAACCGCUUAGAAAAUUGAUUUCUAAAAAAAAGUUCCAAAAAUUUUUGUGGAUCAAAUUUUGUUCAGCCAAAAUUCUGGGUACUGUAGCCGCCUUGCUUCUUACUGUAGCGGGGUACUGUAGCCCUCAAAAUUCCCUUCAAAAUAAGACCAAACUUGGGGUACUGUAGCUUCCUUGCUUCUUACUGUAGGUGGGUACUGUAGCCUUCGAAAUUCCCUUCAAAAUGAGGUACUGUAGCCUACAGUAACCCUAGAUAAAAAACAUUUUAAAAAAAAUCCAAAUCACAUUUUCUGGGGGUACUGUAGUUGCUCUACAGUAACCCAUAAUAGUGUUCAACAAUAUACCUACAGUAAUCCUCUACAGUACCUCAAAAUCUACAGUAAUCCACUGAUUUUCACAAAAUUCUAGAACUCAUUUUUCUAAAGGGUUACUGUAGGGCCUACAGUACCCGUGUUUGGACUCAUUUUGAAGAGGAUUUCAAGAGAGCUACAGUACCCCCAAAUAUUUUGGCACUUUUUUUCAAACCCUCUAAAACUCUCAGGUUACUGUAGGGUCUACAGUAGUCGUGUUUGGACUCGUUUUGAAGCGAAUUUCUUCUAUAUUUUCCAGAUUCUCACAAAACGCCACGCAAAAUUGGUGGAACAAAUGAAGGAGGUCAGUAAAUCUGAAGAAGGCGGUGGAUUUUCAGCGAAUUUGGUGAGUUUUUGGCUGAAAAUGUGGGAUUCUGGGAUAAAAAUCUGAAAAUUAAACAAAAAACUGAUGAAAAUUCGAGAUUUUUGGCCAGAAAAACAAAAAAAAACCUGAAAAUUUCACGAUUUCAGCUCAAAAAAGUCAGAAAAGCUUGAAUUUUGGCUCAAAAAUCCCCAUUUCUCAAAUUUUCAGCCAAAAAAAUCAAUAAUUAAAUUUUCCAGCACGAAUUUCGACAAAAAACUGAUAAAAAUCUGAAAUUUCAGCUUUCUCAAAGUUUUUUUUUCAAAUUUCAUGAAUAGAAUUUUCAGCAAGAAAAACAACAUUUUUUCAAUAUUUCAGUAAAAAAAUCUGAGAAUUUCACGAUUUCAGCUCAAAAAAGUCCAAAAAUGCUGAAUUUUGUCUCAAAAUUCCCCGAUUUUCUCAAAUUUUCAGCCAAAAAUCCCCGAUUUUCAGCACGACGACAUAACAGCUCUUGAAGAAGGCAUUCGAACCCUUCUCGAAAUCAUAAAUUCAACAAUUUGCGGUGGACUUCGCCACAAUUCCCAUCUAAUUUAUAAUAUUCUAUAUCAUCGUCAAUUAUUUGAUCAAUUCUCCAAACAUCCAAUGUUUCAAGAUCUUCUAAUCAAUAUUUCGGCAGUCAUUGCUCAUUUUAGUGCAAAAAUGAUUGAUGUGAAACAAGGUGAUGGAAUUGGAAUGUUGGAAAUUAUUGAGAAAGAGGCCAAUGUUUGGAAUACCGAAAAAUUGGCCAAAUUUCCCGAAUUGAAGUUUAGGUAGGGCAUUUUGGGGUUUGAAAGUGGAAAAUUUGGGUUUGGAGUGAAAAAUUGACCUAAAAUUGACGAAAAUCAUGAAAUUUUCGAAUUUUGUGAUCAUUUUAAGCCUAAAAACCAUGCAUUGCUCAUGUUAGAAAAAUUUUCCAUAAAAAAUGACCUAGAAUCAAAUAUUUCAUAAAAUUAUGACCCUAAAUUAUAAAAAUAAUGAAAAAAUGAAUUUUCUAUCGAAAAUUUUGACCUUAACUUGAUUAUUUUGCCAAAUUUUGAUCCUAAAAUUGAAAAUUUCGAAAUUUUCAACCUAAAAUUGAUAAAACAUAGUAUUGCUCAUAUUAAUCGCUUCCUUUAAGCCUAAAUUAAGCAUUGCUCAUGUUAAGAUCCUAAAUAAUUGAUUGCUCAGGUUAAGAGCUUUAAUUUGAUACCAAACAUAGCAUUGCUCAUAUUAACCGCUUCCUUUAAGCCUAAAUUAAGCAUUGCUCAUGUUAAGAUCCUAAAUAAUUGAUUGCUCAGGUUAAGAGCUUUAAUUUGAUACCAAACAUAGCAUUGCUCAUAUUAACCACUUCAUUUUAAGCCUAAAUUCGGUGCAUUGCCCAUUUUAAAAAGUGGGGGCGGAGCCUAGGCUUGUUGGGUCUCAAAAUGAUCCAAAAAAUCGUGCGGCAAAAUUGCAAUUCCCCAUUUUUUGCAGAUAUGUGGAAGACGAGAAUACGGUCGACUUUUUUGUGCCUUAUAUUUGGCGAAUUUCCGCGAAAAACUCGGGAAUCAAUUUCGACGCGUCACGAAUCAAAUUAUUCCAGGAAAAUUAA
Molecule: messenger RNA, 5788 nt
Organism: Caenorhabditis angaria
Lineage: Eukaryota; Metazoa; Nematoda; Chromadorea; Rhabditida; Rhabditidae
Source: the annotation of a GenBank genome assembly